UAAGAUGUACAUUUUUCUGUAGUAACUUAACAUUUCGUCUUUGUCUGUCUAUAUAUACAGACCCUUUCCAAAAAAUUAGAAUAUCAUGGAAAGUUUUAUUUAUUUUCCCUGCCCAUACUGCCAGAAGCACCAAAACCUGGUUUGAUGCCCAUGCCACCAAAGUGCUUGACUGGCCAGCCAACUCGUUGGACCUAAACCAUUGAGAAUCUAUGGCGUAUUAAGAGGUAAAUGAGGGGCACCAGACCCAAAAACAAAGAGCUGACAACAAGCAUCAAGGAAAUCUGGGCUUCCAUUACUCUGAGGCAAUGCCACAGGCUGAUUGCAUCAAUGCCACGGUGCAUUGAGGCAGUGAUUAAGGCAAAGGGAUUCCCAACCAAGUAUUGAAGAUUGACAUAUUGUUUUGAAAAUAUAUUUUGAUUGAGUUGAUGUGAUCCUAAUUUGUCUUUUUUUUCUUCUGCAAAAACAGAAAUAAAUGGUGAUUUCUCCAGUAAUUUUUUUGAAUUCCUGUUUUUGUGGGUUUCAUGAGCUGGAACCCCAGAUUGUGUAAAAAUAAACAAAUACUUGAAAUCAUUUAAAUUGUGGGCCCUGAAUCUAUAAUCUAUAAAAGUUUAACAUUUUUAACGGAAUUAUGGAAAUACUUUUGCAGGAUGUAAUUUUUUGGGAAGGGUCUGUAUAUCCAAACCAUUGCCUUAGAGGCUAUCAUAAAUCAAUUGCAGAUGUCUUGGCCCAUGUUCUUAUGAACAUCUCUCACUCUCUAUGGACAAAAAAUAUGAUUCAUCCAGAAAAAUAUUAUCCAACCACCACCUUCUUUCUUAUCCUCUCCUACGGUUCUUCCCCUCUCUACAUAAAGGCAUACGCUCCUCUAAUUUUUCAAAUGAAAACGAGACCUCCCUCUUGGCUGCGGGGACUGCUUUAUUUAAACAAUCGCGCAUUAGCAGAGCACAUGACAUGGACCCUUUUUAAAACAAGAGAAACUUAAGAAUGGUGAUGACUUUUAAAGAUACAGUCACAAAGUUUUUAACAUAUACAAUGCAAAUACAUUUCUACCUACAGUUUUCACAACAAACACCAGUUUAAAAGGAAAAUAUAUAUUGUUUUUGUGUUUACGUAUUGUGUCAAAUCACAGCAUUUCUACACCUUAAGAAAUAAAAUCCAUCACUGUACCUACUUAUCUCACUUUUAAAAUAUCACUAAUCCAGAAUUAUAAAGGCUUUGUAAAACAAAAUGAAAUAAUAAUAAUAAUAAUGAACAGAACAUAUGAUGAUUUAUUUUUUUAGAUCACAAAUGCUUGACGCUAGAUAGAUAGAUAGAUAGAUAGGACACGUUUUUAAUCAAAUCGUAGGCAUUUCGCUUAGAGUUGGUGUACAUAGGGUUAACUUUUCCUCCUCCCCCUCUUCUUUAUUCUGAUAAUGGGAUGUGCCACCGAGUCAUCUGCUGUUAAGCUGCAGCAGGUCAUCAGAUUCAGUGGAACAGGCGGAGCAACAGUGGCUGAGCUUAUUUGCAGGGAAGAUGAGCUGUGGCUUCAGAGCUGCUGCUGCCGCUGCUGAAUUCAUCCCCGAGCAGCAGCUCUGACCGGCCUCCUCUAAUGGUGACACGUGGAUUUCCGUGGGUGAGAGGACCCACCGGUCUCCGUCUGGACGGACUCUUCGACGCCUGUGUGUGUGUGUCGUAGUCGGGAUCUGUCGGCAAGUCCUCGUUCUCUCUGCUGGACCCGGCAAUGCUCACUGUGAAGGAACAGGCUAUUCUGCAGACAUCCGGAACACGCAUCCAUGCUCCAGGGUCAGUCCGUAUCCUGACAUGUCUGUGACAACGCCAAGCCUUACUUCCAGGAUCUGCGAUAAGAAAUCACGCACGCAGAGCCGCAUGGGUGCGUCAACACCGUUACUUCAUUGUGUUUUGCGGGCGAGGCUGUGGGGCGGCGCAGCGCAAUGAAUGAAUGAAUCCCUACCGGGAUUUUAGCAAGUAGACGUUAUUGAUACAUAAACCCGACAAUAUGGCUGAUCAGAGCAACAUCCAAUCCGCCGCCUCCAAGAGCAUUCGGCCCUUCAAAUCCAGCGAGGAAUACCUGUACGCCAUGAAGGAGGACCUGGCCGAAUGGCUCAACACCCUUUACGACCUGGCUAUCACUGCGGACACAUUCAUGGACGCGCUGGAAACGGGCUGUGCCCUCUGUCGGCACGCCAACAACGUCAACCGCGCCGCUUACGACUUCCAGUUGGAACACCCGGGGGCUGCGCUCUCCAUGAAGGUUCCGUCCAAAGAUGUUGUCUUUCAGUCGCGCAAUGUCAUACAGGGAUCUUUCCUGGCCCGGGAUAAUGUGUCCAAUUUCAUCAGCUGGUGCAGACAAGAGCUGUGGAUCAAGGACGUGCUCAUGUUUGAAACCAACGACCUGGUGGAGAAGUGCAACGAGAAGAAUUUUGUUCUGUGUCUCCUUGAGGUGGCACGACGUGGGUCCAAAUUUGGCAUGUUGGCCCCCAUGUUGAUCCAACUGGAGGAAGAGAUAGAAGAGGAGAUCCGUGACCAGGAGAGCCUGCACAGCCAGGCCGGAGAGCCAAGUGAGAAGAGUUCCAACAUCAGGUGUUGUGGUAGAAAGGAGAGCAGUCAGAGCGUGGAGGACGAGGAGGAACCAGAGCCAGGACCUUUUGUCUGGCAGCAGGAGAGAGUUUUAUGUAAAAUGCGGAAUUUGGAUGAGUUGGUACGGGAGAUUCUGGGUCACUGUUCCUGUCCAGCUCAGUUUCCUAUGGUCAAGGUGUCAGAGGGGAAAUACAAAGUUGGAGACUCCAGUGCGCUGAUCUUCAUUCGGGUCCUUCGCACUCAUGUGAUGGUGCGUGUUGGAGGGGGCUGGGACACAUUAGAGCACUAUUUGGACAAGCAUGAUCCGUGUCGCUGUGCUGCUUUUGCUCAUCGUUACCACCAGGCCAAGGCCAGCAGCCAAGGUCAGGGCACCCAGAGCAAGUCCUCGAGUGCCCACUCUUCUCGCUCCACCAGCCCAGGUCCACACUGGAGAAACGAAGGCAUUGCACCUUACAAGACCCCAGACAGAUGCACCACAGAGCUUUCCUCUUCUCUGUGUAGCUCCUCUUCAUCCACAAGGCCUGGAAGAUCCCAAAGCAGUGUCAGUCAGUCAGAACCCGACUCUGUUGCUGCCCGUACUGUACUUCCAUGGCCACCGAGAGUUCGUUCAGAACCACGUCACAUUAAUCCUCUGAGGGCUAAGGAGACAAAGUUGCCAUUAACGAGACGCCUGUCUGGAGACAAUGACUCCUCCACAGCUUCAUCAAAGGGGGGAGGAGGACGAUACUCCCUUGGUGGUGCCUCGCGCCGCUCUGGUGAAGAGGUGAUCCUGCUCGUCAACCGCAAAGAUGGGAAGCAUGCAAUUGAAAGAGGCGGAGUAGGAAAUCCAACCCAAUCCCUACGCCCCUCACAGCUCCGUGCUCGCAGCCAUUCUCGUGAACGUUCUGCAUUAACUCCCACAGUAAAACCAAACCCACCAUCAGGAUCCUCUGAUGGUAUGAGGACAACUCGUGGAGAGAGGGGGCGCUCUCUGGGGAAUGAGGGCCCCAGAAAGCUCCAUGUUCCACGCUCCCACAGUCAAAGUAGGUUACAGAGUCGCACUCGCUCCAGUCAUGCCAGUCCUGGGUCCUUAUCAUGGUACAAAGAACUCCAGCCCCCACAAUCAGACAAACAAGAGGAACUACGGGCCAAACAAGUGACGCCAUCUUCUCCCAGAGUAGGUGGUGGGUUCUCAAAAAGAAAGUCGUCCUCAUGCUCUAACUCCCCACCUAAAGGUGUCCAGUGCAACAACAGCAUCCCCACCAAAAAAACCAUAACUCCCAGACCCUCAGCCACUUGUUCCCCCUCCAUAGGAAGAAGCAAACCACCACCAGUAACGUCAGGAGGUUGGUGGUCACCGCACUCAUCUCCAUGCACCCCUCGUCGUCAGGUCGCUCAAUCCCCUCGGAUAUCACAGGGCUCUCGUUCCGUUGGACGAGGCAACCAUUCCAACUGGCCUAACAACCCUGAGCAUGUAGAACCAGAAGAGGAAGGACUAGGCUUUGGUUUUCAAUUGUUUCCAAUGCUGGACGCCCAGAGAGAGCAGGACUUGUACCGAAGCUUUGAGGCUGAAUUUUUAGCUAAUACAAAGCAAGCAAAAGUAGUAUCUAAUAAGGGGGGGGGGUGGAGAGUGACUGUGCAGAGAGAGAGUACACAAGCUCCCAAUAUCACAGACUCGGCUUACUCUUCCUCUAACUCCUCUUCUUCCUCCCAAACUGUGGGAGUAAAGAUGGGAACUCUGCCUGAACUAAGGGAGUCCAAGAGAACUCAUCAUCGUCACCUCCAACUCGAUGACCCACUCAAUUUACUGUAUGUACACAAUAUUGAAGGACCAACCCACGGUCAUCAAGGAAAACCUGUGAAAACUUCCCUGCUGGGCAUUGGAGAUACUGAGUCACUCUUGAGGAUCCUUCAGCAGGUGGGCUGUCAGGCCAACAGGUUCAACCUGGAUGGAACAGUGGGCCUGAAGGAGAUGUUUCACUGGAGAAUCACCAGUCAAACCUUUCAUUUGACCAGGGAAAUGGCGGAGGGAGUGAUGACCUUCCACCUCCAGAGACGUGUCUGUCCCCUUCCCAUUUCUGAAGACUGCUCGCUUCAAGAUUCCUCCAGUGAAAACUCAUCCAUGUGCUUUAGCUUGAGUGAAUCCCACUCAGAGUCUCCUCCUCCAACAUCACCUCUGGCCAAUGGAGACACAGAUGGAGAAAUGUUGCAGACUAAGAAAAACCAGAAGAAAGCAAACAGGGCAAUCCCAGUCUCUAAGCACAAACUGAAAUCCAGAAUGAAGAGCUGCACUGACAAUAGGCCAGAAAAAAGCCCCUCUACGCCCGUCAGCUACAAGGAUCUGCAACCUCACAACCCUCUCUCGCCUUGUCACACGUCGCCUCUGUCCCCACAGAGCUCUCUAUUGGUCAUCCAACCACAUGCAAGAGCCUGCACCAAGCUUACGCAGAAAUGAUCCAUUCUCACCCACAUUCCCCAGUCUUGGGCUACAAAGACUGCUCCUACCCCAGACAGUCAGGAAGCCUGGAUAAUGAAGCCUGUAUGUAGCACAAUGCUGACACAUGACGUGGGAGAGUUGUUGAAACGUGACUACUGUGUAAAAUUUAUUUUAGACUGGGCUAAAGACUGUUCUCACUGCAUGUUUUUCAUUUUCAUUGCACAACACUCUUUUUGCUCAGUUUGUUUUCUGAAUGUCUGGACCCGGUGGGUUACAUUUACUUUUAUUUUGUGCAUAAGCCAAAUUAUUUAUUACCAAAGGCAUGGUGUUCAA
Molecule: messenger RNA, 5323 nt
Organism: Cynoglossus semilaevis (tongue sole)
Lineage: Eukaryota; Metazoa; Chordata; Actinopteri; Pleuronectiformes; Cynoglossidae
Product: GAS2-like protein 1
Biological process (GO): protein localization to microtubule plus-end; actin crosslink formation; regulation of microtubule polymerization or depolymerization
Cellular component (GO): cytoplasm; microtubule plus-end; stress fiber
Molecular function (GO): microtubule binding; cytoskeletal adaptor activity; actin filament binding
Source: RefSeq, a predicted model, not a curated record